AUAAUGGUAUUUUGACGUCUUGUAAGUUUGGUCACAUUCUUUCCCGCUUUCGCUUCAAAACUGCAAUUGCAAGGAUAAAUUGCAAUUUCUUAUGAAAUUAUGCAUCGAAUUCCUCUGCAUCUUAUGGAUGAUCCUCAUCCCGGGGCUCCAGAAUGCGCCACAAUGUCAAUGGUCUUGACUCCGCGCAAUUUAAUAGAAUGUGAGCUCUUUGUAAAGGUGUUGAAGAUGGAAACGGAUGCGGUAUUUAUGCAUUUCGCGGAGAUAGCACCCCGGUGCUUUGCCGUGGCCAAGGAGCACAUGAAAAAUAAGGAUCCUACCGUCUUGAAGCUGGUGUUUCAGCUUAUGAACGAAAUUAUUUGCCGGGCCCCUAGCGGCACUCACACAUUUGUAGAUGCGAUCUUGGCCCGAAGCAUUCAUUACAUGAAAAGCAAUCGCUAUUUGGUAGCCGCUCAUGACCUGCGGUUUUACGACAGUUUGGACCCAAAACUUAAAAAUCCAGAGGGCAUUAUAAUUUCCCGGAUUCUGUCAUGUGUUUCCCUUUUUCUGGCAGGCGACUACCAUGGAGCAAAGGCUAAUCUUGCGAAUGUGAAAAAGCUAAUUGAAAACUCACCUCCACAGACUGCCGAUGUUGCAUCAUAUAUUUCGUUGUUGGUCCAGUAUGAAGAGAAAAUCCGCAGCGCUUUCAGUGAAGAGAUAAAAAUCAAUCAUAAAAUCAGGCCCAUAUUACCUUUUAAGGGCUGCAAGCUUAUACGAAAAAUUCCAUUUGCCAGCGGUGCCUGUGUUUAUCUGAGCAAGAACGCGGGAGUGUUUGCAACUUCGGACAUUGAUAAAGGAGAAAUUGUCUUGGCGGAGAAUCCCACCUACUAUCAGUUCGGAGCGCCAUUUAACAACUGUGAUCUGUGCGGAGUUCCUCAGGAACUGAUCUACACCUGUGCUGGUUGCCGCUAUAAAACUUACUGUUCCGAAUCGUGCAUGAAAGACGACGAGGAGAUUCAUCAGUUUGAAUGUUCUGGCUUUAAAGUAGGAAUAAUACCAAUGAUGGAGUCAACAACUCUGUUUCGACUGUUUCUGAAGUCGGCGGAGUAUAUACUACCGGCUCUAGAAGACUUUGUUCUUGAUGGCGGAGUAAUAAAGAGUGCCAAAGAUGCGUGGAACUUUAUACUGGAACAUGCUAAAGAGGAGGAGAAAGAAUAUAACUUGUACGGAGACCUUCUGUCCAACACGCCCGACUAUAAGCGUUUGACCAAAGAAAACUACCUCACCAUCAUAACGAAAUCAUUUCGUCUGGCUGUUUACAUUUACAACGAUACUAAGCUCAUAGAUAAAUAUUUUAAUAUGCUUGCCCUCAAAAAACAAGAUAUGAUUACUGUAAUAGGUUCAAUUCUUCUGCGCUUGGCAGCUCACGUCGUCUUCAAUUCGCAUCAUGAGAAACUAGCACCUUUUCGCGACCCCAUCAAUGAAGAUGAACGAAGCGUACCUGUUGAUGAUCUGAAAACAAAAACCAUGCGUAUGGAAGAAAAUGCAUUUAGUUAUUACGGGAUUGAUGCAGUGGCCGAUUUUGUAAACUGUUACAAUAGCGUACAAAAAUCUUUUCGUGAUUCCGGGAAUAGUAGUGACCCGUGCAUGCCACACGAAACUCCCAUCGGCCAGUUUACUAAUAAGCUGCUUUCACUUUGCCUAAACAGAAUUGAAGUAACCUGUGCCGAAGACAUUAUCAAUGCUAACUCCUACAAUUCGCAGCAAUUGUCUGAGAAAAUGAAGAACAUGAACACCUCAAAGCGGUGUCAUUUAUUGGAAAACUAUACCAAACACUUCCAACAGUUUGUUAUUCAGUACUUUACCAGAGGAAAACUGAGUAACCGUCAUCGACAAGUCAAGUCGUCAUUUUGUACGACGUUGAAGUCCUUUCGGCACUAUUGCGGAGCAGAAAACGUAAAAGUAAUUUGCAUGUCAAGCGGUAACUUUAUAGGAGUUACAACAAAAAAAAUCAAAUCUGGCUCCGAAUUGGUAGUGUGCUCCGAUUAUAUAAGGAAUAGUGCGCACUCGACGUCCUGUGUGGAACAAGGUCUGGGCUACAAUUUCCCGCUGUAUGUUCAUCAUGAGAAUCACACUUUUGGAAUAACCUGUAGCAUUGAGGAAAGAUGCAUUGAAACCAUAAACCUUUCGUCAGAUGUGAUAAGACAAAAUAAGGCCUUUAUGUUUAAUAUCAGGAGGAAAAUUUCCGACUGGAAAAUGUCCCCACAAGAUGUGACUGUUCAACAUGAUUUGUCUGUUUUGUAUGGAGCCUACAAUAGUUUUCUUACCUUACAUUUCCCGGAUGGCCAUCCAAUGCGUUUACUUGGAGUGCUUAAAUUUUCCAUGUUUCUCGCCACGAAUGGAUUUCUAGAACAUUCCAGCUAUAUUAUAAUGCACAUAAUUGAGGUAAUGGAGUCGGAUGAUACCUAUUUUGAAGAUAUUGAACUUUACCGCCAAACUUUCUGUAUAAUUCAGUCAAUAAUGGAACAAUAUAUUGAUAUUAUGAUUGAUUGUCCGGAUAUAGAUCCCGGGUAUCCCGUAAUGUUACUAGGGAGCUGUUGGUGUUUCCUAAGAAGACUAAUGCAUCAAGUGGAGAAGCUAAAAGAUGAAGAGGGAUCGGGCCUUUACGCAGAAUAUUGUACUUAUCAUCACAAGUGGAAGUUGAUCCUUAAUUCUUAUAUCCAGAUGCCAUCAGACUUGAAAGAAUUCAUGGUGAAGUUAAAAACUUAGGUUGUCCUGUGGCUUAAAUACUUAGUACGUUGCCUAUUUAGCUUUUUAAAUACCAAAACUCUUGACAUAUAUUUUAUUUAUUUAUUUUUUUUUGUUUUUUCCUGAUACAUAGAAGUAUCAUGUUAAGUUUCAAUAUUACACAUUCCAAUUUAAGUUAAGUUACUACAUAGAAGAUAUGUAUUUAAUUUUGAUUCCUACAACCGAAAUACUCUGUUCCAUUAGCCCAGAAAGGCAGUGAUAUUUACAAACAAACAAAAAAGAAAAAAAAAAGGUUAAUACGUGAUAAAGAAAUAAAUGACUCAGAUUUGUUUAUAUUAA
Drosophila ananassae is the source of this 3063-nucleotide messenger RNA. RefSeq lists its product as uncharacterized. The record is from RefSeq and is a predicted model, not a curated record. Lineage: Eukaryota; Metazoa; Arthropoda; Insecta; Diptera; Drosophilidae. The transcript has 13 exons. Bases 100 to 2745 code for a protein of 881 amino acids.